CCCGCGCCAGCGCCUGGCGCACCUGGGGCGGGGUGGGCACCCGGAGGCGAUGGCUCCGGCAGCUUCCCGGCUGCGUGCGGAGCCCAGGCUCGCGGCGCUGCCGCGGCGGGCGCUUGCCCAGUACCUGCGCCUCCUGCAGCUCUACCCGGUGCUCACCAAGGCGGCCACCAGUGGCAUCAUGUCAGCACUUGGGAACUUCCUGGCCCAAAUGAUUAAGAAGCGGAAAAAAGGAAACAGCUCUCAAAAGCUAGAUGUCAGUGGGCCUCUCAGAUAUGCCAUUUACGGCUUCUUCUUCACAGGGCCGCUGAGUCACUUCUUCUACCUCUUCAUGGAGCACUGGAUCCCUCCCGAGGUCCCCUGGGCAGGGGUCAAGAGGCUCCUCCUGGACCGCCUUCUCUUUGCGCCGGCCUUCCUGUUGUUGUUCUUCCUCGUCAUGAGCUUCCUGGAGGGCGGAGACGCGGCCGCCGGCGCCGCCAAGGUGAGGAGCGCCUUCUGGCCGGCGCUGCAGACCAACUGGCGCGUCUGGACCCCGGUGCAGUUCAUUAAUGUCACCUACGUCCCCGUGCAGUUUCGGGUGCUCUUUGCCAACGUGGCGGCUCUGUUCUGGUACGGCUACCUGGCCUCCCUGGGGGAGUGAGGCGCCUGCGGGGCACGUCCGCGACCGCCGGCUGCCGGGGCGCGCUCGCCUGCCCAGGGUGCGAGCAGAAGCAGCCUGGUCACAGCUAAUCUGACUCCGGAUCCUGCGAUUCAACACGCCUUAAAAUGAUGGAGAAUCAGCAAUCUCUUCAUGUCAGAACCUUGUGCUUUAAAAAGGCAGUAGCUGAAUCCAGGCGCUGCUGCCUAGAAACUUAAAAUACAGUCAAAAUGAUUUCACUGGCCACUUUGGACUGAAUUAGAAUCACAAUAAACUCUAGCGUAGCUUU
Messenger RNA from Pteronotus mesoamericanus, 923 nucleotides. It is a transcript of the gene PXMP2, whose product is annotated as peroxisomal membrane protein 2. The coding region runs from base 50 to 637 and encodes 195 amino acids. Gene Ontology annotation, cellular component: membrane; cytoplasm. NCBI's taxonomy places the organism in Eukaryota, Metazoa, Chordata, Mammalia, Chiroptera, Mormoopidae. The record is from RefSeq and is a predicted model, not a curated record. The transcript is spliced from 5 exons.